Panicum virgatum (switchgrass) is the source of this 1623-nucleotide messenger RNA. Its product is annotated as scarecrow-like protein 33. Gene Ontology annotation, cellular component: nucleus. The record is from RefSeq and is a predicted model, not a curated record. Gene Ontology annotation, molecular function: sequence-specific DNA binding; DNA-binding transcription factor activity. Gene Ontology annotation, biological process: regulation of DNA-templated transcription. The transcript has a single exon. The coding region runs from base 1 to 1467 and encodes 488 amino acids. Lineage: Eukaryota; Viridiplantae; Streptophyta; Magnoliopsida; Poales; Poaceae.
AUGCUCUUGCCCAAGCAAAACAAGUUUAGAGGGGAUGUGCAGGCAAAUCAGAUGCUCCGGGAAAGCAACAAUCAUACUGGGGACAAGAAGAGGAAUGAUAGGGAUAACCAUAUGGAGGAGCAAAUAAGGACCAGCAAAGCUGCAAAGAGGAUCAAUGAUCCAGAGGAGAAUUGUGCCAAUGAGAUGCUUGAUGAAUUGAUGCUGCGUGCCUACGAGACAUGCAUCAAGGGCAUGGAGGAGCUGCGUGUCUCCAUGGACAACAAGAUGGAGAAGGAAAACAGGAAGAGAUUUAACAAAGCGGUAAAGGACAAUGUGGUGGACAUACGCACAUUGCUGAUCUCUUGUGCGCAAGCAAUGGCAACAAAUAACCAUAUGGGGGCAUGUGAGCUAUUGAAGAAAAUCAAGAAACAUGCAUCGGCAACAGGGGAUGUCACGCAACGGGUAGCUCAGUGUUUCACCAAGGGGCUAGAGGCACGGCUAGUGGGCACAGGUAGCCAGCUUUGGCAGUUGCUCAUGGCAGAGCGUCUCUCUAUCGUGGAGUUCCUCAAGGCCUACAGACUUUACUUCGCAGCCUGCUGCUUCAACAAGGUGGCGCUCAGUUUUUCAACGAUGACAAUCUUUCAUGCCAUGGUGGGUAAGAGGAAGCUACAUGUUGUGGAUUACGGUAUGCAUUUUGGCUUCCAAUGGGCUGGCUUGCUCCGCUUACUGGCGAGUAGAGAAGGUGACCUACCAGAGGUGAGGAUCACCGCCAUAGGCCCCCCCAGGCUCAAGUCCUGUCCAGCAGAGCGGAUUGAGGAGCUAGGGUGCCGGCUCAGCAAAUAUGCUCAUGAGUUCGGCUUGGCUUCUUUCAAGUUCCACACAAUCAUGAAAAAGUGGGAGGAUGUUCGCAUUGAAGACUUGAACACCGACGCAGAUGAGGUGCUUGUCGUGAAUGACCUCUUCAGUUUCAACACCUUGAUGGACGAGAGUGUAUUCUUCGACAGACAAAGCCCUAGGGAUACCGUCCUUAAUAAUAUCAAUAAGAUGAGGCCGGACGUGUUCAUCCAGAGCGUUUUGAAUUGUUCAUGUGGUUCUUCAUUCCUGACAAGGUUUCGAGAGGUGAUGUCCUAUUACAUCGCAAUAUUUGACAUGCUAGAUGCAACCACGCCAAGGGAGAGCGAAUCUCGAGUGGUGCUGGAGCAGUUCGUGCUUGGUCGUCCUGCAUUGAACAUCAUUGCCUGUGAGGGCCCGGACUUGGUGGAACGCCCAGAGAAGUAUAGGCAGUGGCAGGUGAGAAACCAACGGGCAGGGCUGAGGCAGCUGCCUUUGAAAUCAAGAAUUGUAGAGGUAGUGAAAGAUACAGUCCGGAAGCACCACCACAAGGACUUUUUGAUCUGUGAGGAUGGCCAAUGGCUUCUACAAGGGUGGAUGGGGCGUGUCCUCUUUGCACACUCGACAUGGGUAGCCCAAGACACCUCUUCUCAAUGACACUUUAGUUUUCAUGAUGCUGAAAGAUAUACAGCAUGGUGUUCAUCAGCAGCUCCCUAUGUUGAUGAUUCUGUGUUGUUGUAGUAUAUGUAUUCAGGUAUUAUGGGGUUAUAGCUAAUAAGUGUCAGUUCAAUCUGUUACUCCGUGUCUCCUCCU